Molecule: messenger RNA, 2739 nt
Organism: Salvelinus fontinalis (brook trout)
Lineage: Eukaryota; Metazoa; Chordata; Actinopteri; Salmoniformes; Salmonidae
Product: B-cell receptor CD22-like
Exons: 6
Coding region: 1-771 (256 amino acids)
Biological process (GO): cell-cell adhesion
Cellular component (GO): membrane
Source: RefSeq, a predicted model, not a curated record
AUGAAGACAGGGACGUCUGAGUCUAUCGACAUUGAUGUGAGAUACGCUCCAAAGAACACCUCAGUGUCAGUCAGUCCCUCUGGUGAAAUAGUGGAGGGCAGAUCAGUGACUCUGACCUGCAGCAGUGUUGCCAACCCACCUGUGGACAAAUACACCUGGUACAAGAAGAACGUGGCCUCACCAAAAGCAUCAGGACAGAGUUACAGCAUCACUAACAUCAGCUCUGAGGACAGAGGAGAAUAUUACUGUGAGGCCCAGAAUGGAAGAGGAUCUAUGAACUCUACAGCUCUGAUGAUCAUUGUAGCAGGGAAACAAACAUCAGUUGUGACUGCAGCUGUAGGAAUCAUAGUGGUUGUUCUGGUUCUCAUCCUCUGUCUCUCUGGACUCAUGUGGUUCAGGAAGAAGGUCUCCACAUCCACCUCCAACACAAGAGACACAGCAGACGAUGGACAGGGAGACUCUAGUCCAGUGUAUGACAACAUCUCAGGCAUGGUCAUGACCUCUACUGCAGCACAGACAGCAGCCACAGACGACCAGGAUGAUGUUCACUACGCCAGCGUCCACUUCUCUCGCUCCAAAAACCAGGAAGUGCCUCUGUACUCCACCGUCCAGCUGCAUCAACCACAGAAACAGGACCAAGAUGUCCAAUACGCUGCUGUGAAAUUCAACCUCCUCAGUUCUGCCACCCAACCCACAGCAGCACAAGCAGCUGAAGAGGAGCCCUUUGUGCUCUACAGUACAGUCAACAAACCCAGAACCAAGAAGACCUGAACACAACAAACCCAGAACCAAGAAGACUUGAACACAACAAACCCAGAACCAAGAAGACUUGAACACAACAAACCCAGAACCAAGAAGACUUGAACACAACAAACCCAGAACCAAGAAGACUUGAACACAACAAACCCAGAACCAAGAAGACUUGAACACAACAUACCCAGAACCAAGAAGACUUGAACACACCAGGUUUGACAAAAACCUUGUAUAUCUGGAACCUUAUAUUUUACUAAGUGACAUAAGGCAUGAGGGGGUGUGAAACAUUGGCCAUUAUAAACCGGGUGGUUCGAGCCCUGAAUGCUGAUUUGCUGAAAGGCGUGGUAUAUCAGACCAUAUACCAUGGGUAUGAUUAUGGGUAUGGGUAUGAUUAUGUACUCGUCUAAUUACGUUGGUCACCAGUUUAUAGUAGCAGUAACGUUUUUGUGCGUCAUACCCGUGGUAUAUUGUCUGAUAUACAGUACACACUUCUGAAGCCAGUCAGCUUCCAGGAACCAAACUACCCAGUUUAUAAUAGUAUGUAAUAAUAUACGCCAUCUGGCAGGUACUUUUAUCCAAAGUCAUUCACUCAGUCAUUACAGUCAUGGGUGCAUAAAUCCUUCAUAUGGUAAGUCCCAGCAGGAAUAGAACCUGUGAGCCAUUCUGUACAAACUGAGUCACACAGGACUACUGUAUGCACACUCAGAGUAGGAGUGCUGAUCUAGGGUCAGCACCAUGCUCUACCAACUGAACCACAGGACUACUGUAUUCACACUCAGAGUAGGAGUGCUGAUCUAGGGUCAGUUAUGCCUUUUAAACUAUGAUGAAUAAGAAAGGGACCUUAACAUUUGAAUUGUUUUAGUUUAGCUGUUUUUAAGUAAAACAUUUUUAAAAAUAUAUAUUUCUGAUUACAACAACAUUUGAAUUGUUUUAGUUUAGUUGUUUUUAAGUAAAACAUUUAAAAAUAUAUAUAUUUCUGAUUACAAGAACAUUUGACAAAACCUUUGAAUUUAUGAAGUAGCCAACCUCAAGGUCCAGUUAUAUAUUAUAAGGCUAUUUAUUUUUUUAUUUUAUGUUUCUGAAACAAUCAUCAAACUUGUGAGACUGUAUAUGAAGGUCUAACAACAAUAUAUAUUGUGUUUCUAUUACAUGUUAUUACUUCAUAUUCUACUAUUAGAUGAUACACAUAGUAGAAGGUUGAUUGAUUCUUUUAUAAAUAGUUUUAAUUGUUUUAUGACAAAGUUAUGACACGAUUUUGCUUCAAUGUCCAGGAAAGAGUUCUGCUUAAUGCAAUAUUUCUUACCGCUUUUAUUUAAAAACAUUUUUGUUAACUAAUGUGUGAAGUGUUAAAUAUAUAAACAAAUACACUUUUAAGAAUAAACGUAAUGUUAUAACAGUAUUUUCUGUGGAGAAAAAAAUAACAGUUUUCAAAAUCACACCUCUUGUACUGUACUAUACAGUAACUACAAAUAAUACAUUUAUAUUGGUUUGGAGAGCAGUAGUGGUUUAUUCACCAUCAUCAUCAUCAUGUCAGUACAAAAUAUACAAAGACACUUUCAGAAGGAGCACACAACCAAUUACAUGAAAUAUUAUUUAUUGUCAUUUUUGAAACACAGAGACACAAUAUGACAUGGAGGGUAGUUCCAUUCCCCCCAGAAAUGUCCGGGAACUUGCAAGUGCCUUGGUGGAAGAGUGGAGUAACAUCUCACAGCAAGAACUGGCAAAUAUGGUGCAGUCCAUGAGGAGGAGAUGUACUGCAGUACUUAAUGCAGCUGGUGGCCACACCAGAUACUGACUGUUACUUUGAUUUUGAUCCCCCCCCCCUUUGUUCAGGGACACAUUAUUCAGUUUCAGUUAGUCACAUGUCUGUGGAACUUGUUCAGUUUAUGUCUCAGUUGUUGAAUCUUGUUAUCUUCAUACAAAUAUUUACACAUGUUGAGUUUGCUGAAAAUAAACGCAUUUGACUGUGAGAGGAUGUUAAUUUUU